AUGUUCUGGCGAUUCGGGGGGUACGCGAAUAUCUCCGCCGUCGACACUCUGCUCGAUAAACCCGAUGUCAGCCUCGAAGAACUCUUGGACGAGCCGGAGCUGAUUUCCGAAUUGAAACAGCAUAAUACGAAACUGAUAGAAUAUUUACGAGAGGACCACAUCCUGAAGAAAUUGUUGGAAUACGUGGUCGCUCCGCCUCUAAUUAAUGACGAUGAUAAUGACGACCAUGACGACGAUGAUGAGAAGACAAAACCCGCCAUCGAAAAGUUCGGCGGUGGUGCAGGUGAGGAUACAAAGAAGGACGAGGAUAUUCUCGGACCGGAGGAUUUAGAAAGGGCCGAUAAGCAGCGUUCCAAAUUCGCAUACAUGGCUUGCGAGAUCCUGUCCUCAGAGACAUGGUCUAUUUUGGAAUCGAUCAUGGUCAACGAAGCUUAUUUGCGAGAGUUCUGGGAUUUUAUACGACGACCAGCACCCUUGGACUCUGCUCAGGCCGGCUACUUUACCAAAAUUAAUGAGGUCCUGUUUGAUAAGAAGACAGAAGAAAUGCUCGAGUUCUUCAAGUCAUUGAAAGGAGUUGUUCCUGCGAUAUUACAACAUGUGGACAAUCCUAUGGUAAUGGAUCUGCUGUUGAAAAUCAUUAGCCUGGAAAAGGUGGAGGGUGGACAAGGCAUUGUCGACUGGUUGAAAGAUGAGGGCCUUAUUCCUGUCCUGCUGUCUUAUAUAUCAUCCGAACAUUUGUCUUCCAUGCAAACGUCUGCUGGAGACUUUUUGAAGGCAAUCAUCACCAUCUCAGCAAACGCAACCCAGAACGAGCAAUCGUGUAUUGGACCCAACAGUCUAACCAGGCAACUUGUCUCGGCUCCAUGCGUGGAACAGCUCAUUCAAUUCAUGCUCCAGGGAGGAAACUCGCUUACCGUGGGUGUCGGCAUUGUCAUCGAAGUCAUUCGCAAGAACAACUCUGACUAUGAUGAGAAUGUCGGAGGACCCGAUGCUCGUCCAAGCGUAUACGAUCCCAUUUACCUAGGAACUCUGCUUCGGCAAUUCUCGUCGCAUAUCCCCGACUUCAUGGCAUUGAUUCUCAGUUCAAAACAUACCGUUGUUGAGAACGGACAAAUCAAGAUCAAGGACCGCGGGCUGCUCAAUUCUGCGUGGGGAGUGAAGAUUGAACCUUUGGGCUUUGAUCGUUUCAAGACUUGUGAAUUGAUGGCAGAGCUCCUUCACUGUAGCAAUAUGGGAUUGUUAAACGAGGUUGGCAGUGAGGAUUAUAUACGACAAAGGGAUAUUGAACGCGAAAACUUGAGGGCUCAGGGCGCAUUCGAUCUGAAUCGAAAGGAAGUCUCCGGGAUGACAUACAGUGAAAAUGCUGGAGAGUCCGAACAAGAACAAAGCUCCCGAAUUGAACUGCCGUCUGCGACACCAGAACAUAAUAACGUCAGCGAUGACGACGGCUUCGAAGAUGUUGGUUCUUCCAAGGACAUUGGGCCCGAAAUCAAGUCAGAUACGCAUGAUCAAACUCAAAUCAAGAAAUCGGAUGUCCAUACGGAAAGUCCGGGGCUCCAUAUUGAGGACAGUAUAGUUGAAGAAACCUUGAAGGAUUCCACACACAAGACUGAACCUACUGGUCUUGCUCCAACUGAUUCCCCGGUUGAUCCUAUAUCGCCCACUGCAUCUGGUCUGACAGACAGUGUCAAUGAAAUCACAUUGGAUAAGAAUGAGCAGGUUUCCAUGACGAAUGAGCCAUUUAAUAACCAAAUUCAACGGCCGAUGGAAUUGUCCACUCAUGCCAAGGAUGCCACUGCACCGUCAUUUGCCACAACGAACCAACCAGACUCGCAUAACACUGAACCAAAGCAAGAAGAGUUCUCAGGUCCAGACGUCCCAACAGAAGGACAGUCGAAUGACUCUCUCGCUACACACAUUGAGGAUGAGUUUACCCCUCAGAUUCAGUAUGAACAUUCUGGCCAGCCUGUUGUUGGUGACUAUUUGAAGAUUCAAUUUGUAGAGCACAAAGUCGUUCCUACUAUUUUGGAUUUCUUCUUCCGGUUUCCCUGGAACAACUUCUUGCACAAUGUAGUGUACGAUGUCGUUCAACAAGUUUUCAACGGAUCCAUGGAUCGAGGCUAUAAUCGAUGCCUUGCUAUUGACCUUUUCAAUACCGGGCGCAUCACGGAGAAAAUCGUUGAAGGCCAAAAGCGCAGCGAUGAGGCUCAAGCUUCCAAGAACACGAGACUCGGUUAUAUGGGUCAUUUGACAUUAAUAGCAGAGGAGGUUGUCAAAUUCACCGAACGUCACCCUGCCGAAAUCUUAUCACAAAGCGUUAUGGACAAAGUGUUACAUCCCGACUGGGUUGAUUACGUUGAGCGAACACUAUCAGAGACCCGUGAACGUGAUAACGCUAUUCUCGGAGGCGUUCGACCCGACCUCAUGGGCCACCGUCAAGCUGUAAUGAACGCCGUACAGGGCUUCACUGGUUCUAAUGCUCUUGCAAAUGCCGGUUUGAACGGAGGAAACGGCUCCAAUUUUGAGAAUUUCGACUCCAUGACGCACGGUAGUGCAUCUAGCGGAGCAUUCGGUAUGGGAGGCAGCAAUUCCCUUCUCAGCGGCUUCGGAAGCUCCAGCGACGACGAAGACGAGGAGAUGGAAGACCAAGAUGAUGAUGACACCAGAGGAUUUACCGAUAAUAACGCAGAAAGCGGAUUAGAAAAUGAACCCGCAUCUUCAUCAACUAGCCAGCCUAUCCCGAUCCUGGCUCCCCCACCUGCCCCUCUGAAUAUCGUCCCAUCCCGGGCACGUCGCCAGUUGGCUGCCCGACUAGCCCUUCACAAACAACAAGCCGACGCUGCUGCGGAGAAUUCAAAUGACCAGUCUAGUGCGAACGCAUCACACCAUGAUGAUGAUGGACAGUGGCAAUCCAAUCCGUUCAUCAUAGCCGAUCUUGAAGACGACUCUCACGACCUUGGCUCUUCUGAGUUUUCUGCCAUGGAUGAGAGCGACCAACCGUCUUCGCCGACUUUCCACACCGGUUUCACACCUCCUGGCUCGCCGUCUACCAAUUCCUCCGAUGACACGAGCGGCGAACUUAGGGAAACAGUAAGACGCAAAGUCCGAAUACCCCUCGAGGUUGAAGACGAUGAUGACGAUGAAAUGGGUGAAAUGGUCGGUCCCAGCUCUGGUUCUGGCUCAGGGGGCAUGAUGGAUUCAGAUGAAGAGGAAGAGGCCAUCAUUAACGAAUCGCUUGGCUAUUCCAACUUAUUCGGUGCUAACCGCUACGGUGGAUUCAGUCGCUCAUACGGCAGAAACGGACAGUCUUCAUUCGACGAUGACGACGACAAUGAUAGUAGCGACGGCGAAGACGGGCUUGUUGAGAUUCUGGUCCCGGGCCGGAGCAAGUCAUUUUCUUCGAAUUAAUUCGUUUUAAUCUGCCAUUUGAACUGUACAUCAUCCUUCUGAGUUGCAAUUGCAUUCAUGGAGUAUGAGUUUUAUCUUCCUGUCAUUGGAUGGCUAAGCAGGCUUAUGAGGAAGAAGAGCUGACGUCUGGAAUAUGCGAGAUAUACCACUGUACACUAGUUGCAUGCAAUUUGAUUUUGCGUUUUAGUCUUCGUC
Talaromyces stipitatus ATCC 10500 is the source of this 3603-nucleotide messenger RNA. RefSeq names its product Sit4-associated protein (Sap185), putative. The record is from RefSeq and is a predicted model, not a curated record. Lineage: Eukaryota; Fungi; Ascomycota; Eurotiomycetes; Eurotiales; Trichocomaceae. Gene Ontology annotation, cellular component: cytosol; nucleus. Gene Ontology annotation, molecular function: protein phosphatase regulator activity; protein phosphatase binding. The transcript is spliced from 4 exons. The coding region runs from base 1 to 3408 and encodes 1135 amino acids.